This is a messenger RNA of Catharus ustulatus (Swainson's thrush), 4056 nucleotides long. RefSeq names its product EPH receptor B2 (gene EPHB2). Gene Ontology annotation, biological process: central nervous system projection neuron axonogenesis; axon guidance; cell surface receptor protein tyrosine kinase signaling pathway. NCBI's taxonomy places the organism in Eukaryota, Metazoa, Chordata, Aves, Passeriformes, Turdidae. The record is from RefSeq and is a predicted model, not a curated record. Bases 82 to 3117 code for a protein of 1011 amino acids. Gene Ontology annotation, molecular function: ATP binding; transmembrane-ephrin receptor activity; protein binding. Gene Ontology annotation, cellular component: neuron projection; plasma membrane. The transcript has 16 exons.
GCGGCGGCCCCAGCGAGGGGCUCUGGGCUCUGCGCUCCGCCGCUCCGCCGCCUCCAUGGAGCGCCGGCCGCGCCGCCUCUGAUGCCCGGCCCGGCGCGCACCAUGGGGCCGCUGUGGCUCUGCUGCCUGCCCCUCGCCCUCCUGCCCCUGCUCGCCGCCGUGGAAGAGACACUGAUGGACUCCACAACGGCGACAGCAGAGCUGGGCUGGACAGUGCAUCCUCCAUCAGGGUGGGAAGAGGUGAGUGGGUACGAUGAGAACAUGAACACCAUCCGCACCUACCAGGUGUGCAACGUCUUUGAGUCCAGCCAGAACAACUGGCUGCGCACCAAGUACAUCCGCAGGCGAGGAGCGCACCGCAUCCACGUGGAGAUGAAAUUCUCUGUCCGGGACUGCAGCAGCAUCCCCAACGUGCCAGGCUCCUGUAAGGAGACUUUUAACCUGUACUAUUUCGAGUCGGACUUUGACUCGGCCACCAAGACUUUCCCGAACUGGAUGGAGAAUCCUUGGAUGAAGGUGGACACGAUCGCUGCCGACGAGAGCUUCUCGCAGGUGGACUUAGGCGGACGGGUGAUGAAGAUCAACACUGAGGUGCGCAGCUUUGGGCCUGUCUCCAAGAAUGGGUUCUACCUGGCCUUCCAGGACUACGGGGGCUGCAUGUCCCUGAUCGCCGUCCGUGUCUUCUACCGCAAAUGUCCCCGUGUGAUCCAGAACGGGGCCGUCUUCCAGGAGACGCUGUCGGGAGCAGAGAGCACCUCGCUGGUGGCAGCCAGGGGGACGUGCAUUGCCAAUGCUGAGGAGGUGGAUGUGCCCAUCAAGCUGUACUGCAAUGGUGACGGCGAGUGGCUGGUGCCCAUCGGCCGCUGCAUGUGCCGGGCUGGCUACGAGUCCGUGGAGAAUGGCACCGUCUGCAGAGGCUGCCCCUCGGGGACAUUCAAGGCCAGCCAGGGGGAUGAAGGCUGUGUGCACUGCCCCAUCAACAGCCGCACAACCUCGGAAGGGGCCACGAACUGCGUGUGCAGGAAUGGAUAUUACCGGGCAGACGCUGACCCCGUGGACAUGCCCUGCACCACCAUCCCGUCUGCCCCGCAGGCCGUGAUCUCCAGCGUGAACGAGACAUCCCUGAUGCUGGAGUGGAGCCCUCCCCGGGACCUGGGGGGCCGCGAGGACCUGGUGUACAACAUCAUCUGCAAGAGCUGCGGGGCGGGCCGCGGGGCCUGCACGCGCUGCGGGGACAACGUGCAGUUCACCCCGCGCCAGCUGGGCCUCACCGAGCCCCGCAUCUACAUCAGCGACCUGCUGGCACACACCCAGUACACCUUCGAGAUCCAGGCUGUCAACGGCGUCACCGACCAGAGCCCCUUCUCGCCACAGUUUGCCUCGGUGAACAUCACCACCAACCAGGCCGCCCCCUCUGCUGUGUCCAUCAUGCACCAGGUGAGCCGCACCGUGGACAGCAUCACCCUGUCCUGGUCCCAGCCUGACCAGCCCAAUGGAGUCAUCCUGGACUAUGAGCUGCAGUAUUAUGAGAAGGAUCUGAGUGAGCUGAACUCGACCACAGUGAAGAGCCCCACCAACACCGUGGCAGUGCAGAACCUCAAGGCUGGCACCAUCUACGUGUUCCAGGUGCGGGCGCGCACCGUGGCUGGCUACGGCCGCUACAGUGGGAAGAUGUAUUUCCAGACCAUGACUGAAGCUGAGUACCAGACCAGCGUGCAGGAGAAGCUGCCGCUCAUCAUCGGCUCCUCGGCAGCAGGGCUGGUGUUCCUCAUCGCCGUGGUGGUCAUUGGCAUCGUGUGCAGCAGAAGGCGGGGCUUCGAGCGGGCAGACUCGGAGUACACGGACAAGCUGCAGCACUACACCAGCGGCCACAGUACGUACCGGGGGCCGCCCCCGGGCCUGGGGGGCCGCUCCCUGCUCGUGACUCCAGGGAUGAAGAUUUAUAUCGACCCUUUCACCUAUGAAGAUCCCAAUGAGGCUGUCAGGGAAUUUGCAAAAGAAAUUGAUAUCUCUUGUGUCAAAAUCGAGCAGGUGAUUGGGGCAGGGGAGUUUGGUGAGGUGUGCAGUGGGCAUCUCAAGCUUCCAGGCAAAAGAGAGAUCUUUGUGGCCAUCAAGACCCUCAAGUCUGGCUAUACGGAGAAGCAGAGGCGGGACUUCCUGAGUGAGGCCAGCAUCAUGGGGCAGUUCGACCACCCCAACGUCAUCCACCUGGAGGGGGUGGUCACCAAGAGCUCUCCAGUCAUGAUCAUCACUGAGUUCAUGGAGAAUGGCUCACUGGACUCCUUCCUGCGGCAAAACGACGGGCAGUUCACGGUGAUCCAGCUGGUGGGGAUGCUGCGGGGCAUCGCCGCGGGCAUGAAGUACCUGGCAGACAUGAACUACGUGCACCGGGACCUGGCAGCCCGAAACAUCCUGGUCAACAGCAACCUGGUGUGCAAGGUGUCGGAUUUCGGCCUCUCCCGCUUCCUGGAGGACGACACCUCCGACCCCACCUACACCAGUGCUCUGGGGGGGAAGAUCCCGAUCCGAUGGACGGCACCCGAGGCCAUUCAGUACCGAAAGUUCACCUCAGCCAGUGACGUGUGGAGCUAUGGAAUUGUCAUGUGGGAGGUGAUGUCCUAUGGAGAGCGGCCCUACUGGGACAUGACCAACCAGGAUGUGAUAAAUGCCAUUGAGCAGGACUAUAGGCUGCCACCACCCAUGGACUGCCCAAAUGCCCUUCACCAGCUGAUGCUUGACUGUUGGCAGAAGGAUCGAAACCACCGGCCCAAAUUUGGGCAAAUUGUCAACACCUUGGACAAAAUGAUCCGAAAUCCCAACAGCCUGAAAGCCAUGGCACCUCUCUCCUCUGGGAUGAAUCUCCCCCUCCUUGACCGCACAAUCCCAGAUUACACCAGCUUCAACACUGUGGAUGAGUGGCUGGAUGCCAUCAAGAUGAGCCAGUACAAGGAGAGCUUUGCCAGUGCUGGUUUCACCACCUUUGAUGUAGUAUCUCAGAUGACUGUAGAGGACAUUCUGCGAGUCGGGGUCACUUUAGCAGGACACCAGAAGAAAAUCCUGAACAGUAUCCAGGUGAUGAGAGCACAGAUGAACCAAAUCCAGUCUGUGGAGGUUUGAUAGCUGCCUGUCCUCCCACUCCUCCUCCUUGAGCCCUGCUCCCCUUUGCCCCUGUGUGUCCAAGCUCCAGGUCCUGAGUGCUCUGCAUGGACAGGAAGCUGCUCUGAGGAUCACAGCAGCACGAGGGAACACCCUGCCCUCAACCAUCAGAAGUUGCCAAGAGCUUCUAGAAUUUAAGCAAUGGAAAAAGGGAACAAAAAAAAAGACAACUAUUUUGAAAAAAAAAAAAGAACAAAAACAAAACGAGCAAACUACAAAAUAUUUUUAAAUAAUAAUAAAGCAAUUGCAUUCUUGAAAAGGGCUCCAAGACCAAUGGGAGUCUCCAAAGGAAGAGAAAAGAGCAGCUUCAUGUUUCCUCUUGCACAAGGCUGCUGCAGCUGGAGCCAGGCACCUCUGGAGCAGUGGGACUUCUCCAGGAAGAGGAAUGCAAGGCAAGGCCACGAGAAGCACAUCCCUUCCUCCCAUGGGCUCUGGGAAUGAGCCAGGCCCUUCCCCAGAGCCCCUGGGAGCACAUCCAGUGGGGAGAGCUGAGGCUUUUGGUGCUCUGGAACCAAGUGCAUCUCAGAAACUGAUGGACUUCUUCAAAAGCUGAAGACUUUUUUUUUUAAAAAAAAAAACAACAAAACCACAACAAAUAAACUAAGACUAGAGGAGGCUGUUUCCAACAAAUGAGAAGGAAUCUGUAAUGCCUGGGGGGGUGGGGAUGGGGAAAAGCAAUCCUUUUUACAUCUCUUAUUUUCUCUUGUCAUGGAACAGUUUUGUGAGUGGCAGUUUCCUAAGGGUCCGUCCAUCCACCCUCCAGUGGCAUCGUGUCUCACACAUAUCAUUGCUCCAGACUUUUAGUGAUAUCCUUUCUAGAUGCCAAUGAUCUUUUCCCAGAAGACUUCCCAAGUACAGUAUGUAGUAGUUUUUGAUUACAAAUGCUGACGUGUACCUUUA